Molecule: messenger RNA, 915 nt
Organism: Cajanus cajan (pigeon pea)
Lineage: Eukaryota; Viridiplantae; Streptophyta; Magnoliopsida; Fabales; Fabaceae
Source: RefSeq, a predicted model, not a curated record
AUGGAAGAGCACGCGACCAUCCAUGACCAGGUUCGCGGAAAAGGCCCCAUGAAACCAGAACAGAGCCACAAAGACAAGAUGAAAGUUAAUAAUGACAGCCAAUUCAAGAAGUCGGCCAGAGCAAACAGAGGCGGGAGGUACGAUUUCUACACUCCUCUGAACGCUCCAAGAGUCCACAUCCUGGAGGAAGCCAACAACAAUAACCUACUAGCCCUUCCGUCACCCGGCCACACGCCCAACAGCGCCGACAAGUCCAAGCACUGUCAAUACCACAGGAACUAUGACCACACCACGGAGGAAUGUCGCACGCUCCGGGAUCGCAUCGAAGAACUCAUCCAGGCAGGCCACCUUGGCCAGUACGUCCAACGACAGCAAAGUCACCGAGGUGGCUCAGGAGGCCCGGGACGAGCGAGAGGCCGCGGGCCAGGAGCUCGCGCGGACCUACCCACAGGGUCCCAACAACAUGCUAGUGGCGCAGUUCAAGCCAAAAUAACUCAGGAGACGGAAUCGGCCCCCUUGCGGGGAGUAAUCAACACAAUUGCGGGCGGCUUCGCUGGAGGAGGCGCCAGCAGCUCGGCCCGGAAAAGGCACCUUCGAAGUAUCAACUAUGCCCACUCUACCGCUUCGAUCCCGCACAGCAGCUCGCCGUCGAUCUCUUUUUUCGACGAGGACUACGCAGGCAUUAACCCUAACCAAGAUGAUCCCAUGGUCAUCGUAGUGGAGGUCGCCAACUGGGAAGUACAAAAGACACUCAUCGACCAAGGAACCUCGGACGACGUCCUGUCAUGGCCAAUGUUUCUCAGGCUAGACGUCCCUCAUUCUCUCAUCCAACCACACACAGAGCCCCUAAUUCUCUCAUCCGGGGUCGAGUACGAACCUCGAUAUCCUCAGUUAAAGGUCGAAUUCGAACCUUAA